Molecule: messenger RNA, 810 nt
Organism: Salvia splendens (bonfire salvia)
Lineage: Eukaryota; Viridiplantae; Streptophyta; Magnoliopsida; Lamiales; Lamiaceae
Product: nascent polypeptide-associated complex subunit beta-like
Exons: 6
Coding region: 125-607 (160 amino acids)
Source: RefSeq, a predicted model, not a curated record
GCUCUUGCAAUUGCAUUUGGGGCUAGGGUUUUACUAUUUGGUUAUCCUCUCUUUGGCACUUGCACCUCUCCCCCUCCCCCUCCCUUUCUCUCUCUCCACUCUGCUACUUCACAUUUUCGCAGAGAUGAAUGUUGAAAAAUUAAUGAAGAUGGCCGGUUCGGUCCGCACUGGUGGGAAGGGUACAAUGAGAAGAAAGAAGAAGGCUGUACACAAGACGACGACAACAGAUGACAAAAGGCUUCAAAGUACCUUAAAGAGAGUAGGAGUGAACGCCAUACCUGGAAUCGAGGAAGUUAAUAUUUUCAAGGAAGAUGUAGUUAUACAGUUUGUCAAUCCAAAGGUCCAAGCCUCUGUUGCUGCCAACACCUGGGUUGUUAGUGGCACUCCUCAGAACAAGAAAUUGCAGGACAUUCUUCCUCAAAUUAUCAACCAGUUGGGUCCGGAUAACUUAGAGAAUUUGAAAAAGUUAGCAGAACAGUUCCAAAAGCAGGCACCAGGUGGUACAGCUUCUGGCGCUGGUGAAGAUGACGACGACGAUGUACCCGAACUUGUAGCUGGUGAGACGUUUGAAGCUGCCGCAGAGGAGGAACCCAAACAGACCUCUUGAGGACUCCAUUGUCCAGUUUUUGACCGUUGCUUACAUUUUCCAUGUUUCUGAAAGAUCUUACAUUAUUUGCAAGCUAGUUUUCUAUGUCGCUAUUAAUAACAUAAAUACUUUAACCGUGCUGUCUUGUAUUACCAUAUUUUGAAUCAACCUUCUUUUGUAAGCAAAAUAUGAUUGAAUCAAUUUGCCUUGUUCGGUUUAUGCCA